UGGUGCAUAAGGUCUAAGCUAGCUAGUUUGGUUCUUCAAUAUCCUUCAGUAGCUUCUCCCAAGUUAGGAACGUGAAAAAUGUUUGUUCAAGUUACAACAUCAAUUCCAGCUCCAUCCCAAAACUCCAAACCUGAAAUUAAUCGUCGAUCUGCCGGUUUUCAUCCCAGCAUCUGGGGUGAUCAUUUUCUCUCAUAUGCCUCAAACAAUAUCAUGGAAAGUGAGGGAGAGAAAAGGGAGCAUUUAAAGCUGAAGGAGGAACUGAAGGAGAAGCUGAUGGCUGUGGUUGAUGCACCAUUGAAGAAACUUGAAUUGAUUGACGCAAUACAAAGGUUAGGCGUGUCAUACCAUUUCCACAAGGAGAUUGAUGAAAUCUUGGGACAAAUAAUGCAGGUGAUGAACCAAAGUGAUUUUAAGGCUGGUUCCAGUGAGGAUGAUGAUCUUUAUACCAUUUCCCUAAAUUUUCGUCUACUUCGGCAACAUGGUUAUAGAAUUUCAUGUGAAAUGUUUAAAAAGUUCAAGGACAAGGGAGGGAAAUUCAAGGAAUCCCUAAUUGAUGAUGCUAAAGGCAUGUUAAGCUUGUACGAGGCUACGCAUCUAAGGGCCCAUGGAGAAGAUGUUUUGAAUCAAGCAUUGUCUUUCACUUCCACUCACCUUGGUUCAAUGGCUACAAGCUUAAGCAACCCUUCUCUUGCAGCUCAAGUAACAAAUGCUUUACACCAACCUGUCCACACAGGCAUGCCUAGGCUUGAGGCUAGACGAUUCAUUCCUGUAUAUCAAGCCGAUCCUUCUCAUGACAAAACAUUAUUAAGCUUUGCAAGGUUGGAUUUCAAUAUGUUACAAAGACUGCACCAGAAGGAAAUCAGUGAUAUUUCCAAGUGGUGGAAAGAUUUAGACUUCUCCACAAAGCUGUCUUUUGCCCGAGAUAGAUUGAUAGAAUGUUAUUUUUGGAUAUUGGGGUUGUACCCUGAGCCAGAGUAUUUAUUGGCUCGAAGGUUUUCAACCAAAGUCAUUAUAUUUGCUUCUGCUAUUGAUGACAUUUAUGAUGUCUACGGCACGCUUGAUGAACUUGAACUCCUUACUGAAGCAAUUCAAAGGUGGGAUAUAAAUGCAAUAGAUCAAAUGCCUGAGUACAUGCAAAUUUAUUUUCGGGCGUUUUUAGAUAUUUACCGUGAAAUUGAAGAACAAAUGGCAGCACGAGGGAAAUUAUACCGCGUCCAUUAUGCAAAAGAAGCUAUGAAACGUCUUGUUAGAGCCUACUUCCAAGAAGCCAAGUGGUUCCAUGAAAAGUACACACCAACACUGGAUGAGUACAUGCCGGUGGCAUUAAUUUCAUCUGGGUAUGAAAUGAUGGCUGUCACAUCCAUUGUCGGACUGGGAGAUAUUGCCACAGAAGAUUCUUUUAAUUGGUUGUUGAGUCGGCCCAGGAUUGUCACUGCUUCUGAAGCUAUUGCUAGACUCAUGGACGACAUUGCAUCCCAUAAGUUUGAGCAAAAGAGAGGACAUGUAGCUUCAAGCAUUGAAUGUUACACGAUGCAAUAUGGUGGCACAGAAGAAGAAGCAGUGGAGGAACUCCGCAAACUGAUUGCCCGGGCAUGGAUGGAUAUCAAUGAAGAAUGCCUGCGCCCAACAGCAGUCCCUAUGCCUCUCCUGACUUGCAUUCUAAAUCUUGCACGAGUUAUUGAAGUCUUGUACAAGGCUGAAGACGGCUACACUCAUGUUGGAAAAAGGAUCAAGGAAUCCGUGACUUCUUUGCUCAUUGAUCCUGUGCCUGAGAAAUGCAUUUUGGCAGGUUCUGGAUGAGAGUGGGGAAAAUGAAGAAAACCAAUAAUUAAGUUCAGUUGGCUGUCAAGAUUAUGGUUUUUGUUAUUACGUGCGUCCAACGCGCUUCUCUUUUUGACCAGCCGGCAUAUUGUUAGCUUAAUCUCGGGAUGGUACUGUAGUGCUUUUUGCAUUGCUCCAAGCAAUCAACUGUAUCUUUCUUUUCUAAAAGAAAAAAAACAAUAAACUAUAUCUUUUUUU
Rubroshorea leprosula is the source of this 2019-nucleotide messenger RNA. NCBI's taxonomy places the organism in Eukaryota, Viridiplantae, Streptophyta, Magnoliopsida, Malvales, Dipterocarpaceae. The record is from the annotation of a GenBank genome assembly.